Diachasmimorpha longicaudata is the source of this 2746-nucleotide messenger RNA. Its product is annotated as calcium release-activated calcium channel protein 1-like. Gene Ontology annotation, molecular function: store-operated calcium channel activity. The record is from RefSeq and is a predicted model, not a curated record. The transcript has 2 exons. Gene Ontology annotation, cellular component: membrane. Lineage: Eukaryota; Metazoa; Arthropoda; Insecta; Hymenoptera; Braconidae. Bases 816 to 1904 code for a protein of 362 amino acids. Gene Ontology annotation, biological process: store-operated calcium entry.
CAUCGCUCAGUGCUGCAUAAUUCUAAAUCUGUGAACGGAAUUUAUCAUUAAUGAGCAAUAACAAUACGCAAUAAUCUACCUAAAAAUCUUCCAAUAAUUUCCUAUGUUAGUAAUACUACGUGGAAAUUUAUCGACAAAAAUGUUCAAUUUUUUUCUGUAAUUAUCUCGUAACUCAUUAAAUUUUUCAGUUACGAAACAAGAGAACUCAUAAGUUUAUGGAUUUUUUACUUAUUAUAAUUAAAAAUUUUGUAGUGAGUGUUGCGAAUGUGAAUUCACAGUAAUUCACAGUGGAACGCGGGAAUCUCCAAGUCAAAAAUUCCAAAUGAAUAAUUGGAUAAUAAACAAUUUUAUGUAACAGUAAAUUGCAAAUGAUUUUGAAGAAAAGGUGAAGAUCAUGGACACAACGAUAUUUACUCGUGAAUAAACUGAAGGUAUUGAAGUGAGAAGUAGUGGAAUAGUGAAUCAUUAAUGAAUAAUGCAGUAAUAGUGAUUGAAUGAUCAACGUGAAAGAGUUGUCAAGAGUUAAGUGUCUUUUCCUGGAUUGUUGACGUACCGGGGCUUUCCAGAUGUUAAUCCCUGGCUUUCCUGCAUCUGAAAAUAUUUGUGAAUGAAUCUGCCAUUUAUGAGAGAUUGUUGGGAAGAUCCUCUUCAAAAAGCGUUUUGAUGGGAUGAUACGGCGGAUCUGAUGAAGGUUUAUCACAUUGAGCCGCCCCUGUGCGAUUUUUUAUCGUUCGAACCAUCGGAAAAGUAUGGAAUUGAGUUGAAGAUGAUAAGCGAUCAGUAUAUAUCAGUAAAGGAAUGCAAACACUUUUAAAAUGUCGCACGAUUUAAUUAAUCACGAAGAAAUGCACUCGUUGAGCACUUCCCUAAUGUCACCAAAUACUCCACCCGAUGAGGACACUAAACUCAGACAGGACAGUAUCACGAACAUAUCCGAGAUAACCGGAACGAAAUCCAAUAAAUCAACUCAAAUAGACUUUUCUCAGUACAAUUGGAAAUAUGGAACCGGUCGCCCUGUGAAGCCACGACCCCUGAGUGCUGGAUUCACAAAGCCAAAAACCAAUAAAAUUUUCAGCUCAAAUCCCUCUAUCAGUAGUCCCACCAGGAGUCCCCUACAGUCUUCCCAGAGCGAAGUUACCCUGUCACCGAGACGAGUGGCCACCAAAUUUGUGGCUAUCGAUGUAAAAUCUUCCCCGAGUCCUCCUUACAGUCCUUAUGCCGCUAGUAAUUUAUCAAUGGGUAAUUCACCCUGUAAUUGCUGCUGUAAUUGUAAUGGUAAGGCUAAGGGGGAGGGACUACCCGUGAAUGAGCAUGAUGGACCUCAGGGACUGAGCUGGAGGAGACUCCACAUGAGCAGGGCCAAACUCAAGGCCACAGCGACAACUUCAGAGCUACUCAGUGGAUUUGCUAUGGUAGCAAUGGUCGAGCUGCAGAUAAACGAAGGGACAGCAGUUCCCGAGUGGCUCUUCGUAAUGUUUGCAGUGUGUACAACAGUGCUUGUGUCAGUUCACAUAUUCGCUCUAAUGAUAAGUACAUAUUUACUGCCAAAUGUCGAGGCAAUUAGUAAGCUUCAAGUGUCAAAGUUGAUAACAGAGUCACCCCACGAACGGAUGCGAGGAUUCAUCGAGCUCGCCUGGGCCUUUUCCACGGUCCUCGGACUGUUUCUCUUCCUUGUCGAAGUGGCGAUACUGUGUUGGGUAAAAUUCUGGGACUACUCCUUCAUGGCUGCCAUGACAAGCACAAUAAUCGUCAUUCCGGUGUUAAUUAUUUUUGUUGCAUUUGCGGUACACUUUUAUCAUUCACUCGUUGUGUAUAAGUGUGAGGCCUCGGUGGAGGACAUGGAGGAGUUGGAGAGAAUUAAAAAAAAAUUGGAUAAAGCUACCGUAGGCCAGACCCCUGUUUAAUUUUGUUAAGUAGUUUCGUGAAAUAAAUUGCAAAUUCAUGAAACUAAUAGGAUCGUUUUGAAUAAUUUUUUUCCUUGCAAAUAUCUUUGUAACUUCUAUUACCUCGUAACAUUCCUACCGAAAAUAUUCCCAAGAAAUGCGCAAGUCGUAAAAAAAUGACAACUAAUUAGUAGAACACAUAAUUGUCAACUAGUAAACACGUGUCACGCUGGUGCGUGAAACAGUUUUAUUUCCAAUUUUUAUCGAUGUUUUUUUUUUAUAUAAAAAAAUGUACAUGGCUGUACACAUGCAAGAAGUUGCAACAGUACAAGCGAGUGCUCUUACAAUUAUCAAUUAAUGUUAUUUAGUUUUUAAUCAAUAGUUACAUUCUAUUUAAGAUGCACCUUUUGCAAUAGUAUUUCUUCUGAAUGUUGUUGGUUUUUUAAUGUCAUUUUCUUCACUUUUUCAAUUGUAAGUUUUCUUCUAUAUGUAUAGACUCUUCAUGUUAUACAUAAUCUCUCUUCCGGAUUUUUCAUGUAUCGAGAAUUAUCGGGGUCAACCACUCCGGUAUAAAUUAAACAUUUUAUUGUUCUAUUCAUCUUGAAAAAUGAUUAUUUUCAGUUAUAUCACUCGUUUCGAUUUGAAGACAAACCCGCAAGAGAGAAUGAUUUUUCUUUUUAUUCUUCUUUUUAGUCUUAUCAAAGAUAAUGCAUACAGUAUUAUGACUUUGUUUUUUUUCUUCCUUGUAAAACAUAAAUUGAAAUAGAAAAAAAUCAGAGUGGAAAUCGCAAGGGGUUUCAUUCAUGCCUGUGAUUCUGAUUUAUUAAUAUAAUUGUAAUAAAUAAAUGAGUGAAUCAUUACAA